AUAAUAAUAAUUUAAGCGAAAAAUAAAUAUUUUGUCAUCAAUUGAAUUGUAUGGAUGACAAGCAAUGGCCAUCACUAAUGUUAACAUUAAACAAGAUAUUAGACAAUCAUUUGGCGAUACAGUUGGCGAUGAAGAGCUGAUGAAAGUCGACAAUAGUGUCGGCAUUUGGUCGUCAAUCUUACGUCAGGUACAAACCGGAUCCACUGCACGAUUGCCGGCAAACAAAUCGGUUGUCGUGUUGGGCGAAAAGGACGCCGGAAAGUCAUCACUGAUAGCCAAACUACAGGGCAGUAGUGAAUCCCGUAAGGGGACGGGUCUCGAGUAUCAUCCGCUUCUUAUCAGAGAUGAGGACAGGGAUGACCAAACACAGUGCGGCGUUUGGAUACUCGAUGGUAACUUCGAAAAGAGUUCACCGUUGCUUAGGUUUGCCAUAAAUGAACAGACAUUACCCGACACGACGGUAGUGUUGGUCACCUCGUGGACCAAACCGUGGGAAAUGAUUGCCAAUCUCGAGAAGUGGUCUGAAGUAUUGCGAAAUCACAUCCAAACACUUGAUCUCAAGCCAGAAGUUUUGAAUACAUAUAAGAAUCAAAUUAUAAAACGAUAUCAAGAGUACAAAGCGCCGGUCGAUGAUGUCAUGUCAUCGGUCUCUUUGGAUGAAAAUAUAAUAUCCGUCGAUACGGUAUGUGAUACUCUAGGUAUGGAUGUGUUAGUUGUGAUAACCAAAUCGGAUUACAUGUCGACACUGGAAAAAGAGUACUAUUAUAAGGAAGAGAUGUUUGAUUUUAUACAACAGUCUGUCCGACAGUUUUGCCUAAAAAUCGGUGCCGGACUGGUCUUUGUCUCUGUAAAAACGGGUCGCAACUGUGAUCUACUCUAUCGAUAUCUUUGUCACCGAAUCUAUGGACUGGAUUUUCAAACACCGGCUCAGGUGGUCGACAAAGAUGCACUGUUUGUGCCCAUCGGUUGGGAUAACGACCGCAAGAUAUCGAUACUCUACGAGAACAUGCAUUCCGUGUCGCCGGACAACGACUACAACGAUGUGAUCGCCCGACCAAUUGUACCACCGGUUCCGUACUAUGAGUUUACGGCCAACGCCGACAACGAUCAGGAAUUUCUUCGCCAAAUACAGACAAUGUUAGGCCAGGAGACGACACGUUUCAGUAGUACCGAAGCUAACGGAUCCAACCAUAUGACACCUGUCCAGCCAAAGACAACGGCCGAUUUUCGGCGCACACCUAUUAGAAGUCCAUCCAAUAAAAGUGGUAACGAAUCGAAUAACAAUACUCCCGAUGGACAGGGAGUUCUGAAGUCGUUUUUUGAGGGACUGCUCAUUAGAAAGUCAGGCGGAACUCCGAGUCCACGAUCUGCCCGUUCGCCCGAUAGUAUGGCUGAGCAUAGGCUGUCGGCACAGGAAGAAUUGGAACGUAUGACUGUUCAAAACAGAUCGACACCAAAAUAG
Molecule: messenger RNA, 1462 nt
Organism: Oppia nitens
Lineage: Eukaryota; Metazoa; Arthropoda; Arachnida; Sarcoptiformes; Oppiidae
Product: cytoplasmic dynein 1 light intermediate chain 2-like
Exons: 3
Coding region: 65-1462 (465 amino acids)
Biological process (GO): microtubule-based movement; microtubule cytoskeleton organization
Cellular component (GO): centrosome; cytoplasmic dynein complex
Molecular function (GO): dynein heavy chain binding
Source: RefSeq, a predicted model, not a curated record